Molecule: messenger RNA, 2030 nt
Organism: Coprinopsis cinerea okayama7#130
Lineage: Eukaryota; Fungi; Basidiomycota; Agaricomycetes; Agaricales; Psathyrellaceae
Product: ATP-dependent RNA helicase DBP3
Exons: 7
Coding region: 1-2016 (671 amino acids)
Biological process (GO): rRNA processing
Cellular component (GO): nucleolus
Molecular function (GO): RNA helicase activity; RNA binding; ATP binding
Source: RefSeq, a predicted model, not a curated record
AUGACAGUUGUAGCGCCUACGAUCAAUGGCGAGACUAUCUCGAAGGAGGAGAGGAAGAGGUUGAAGAAGCUUGCAAAGCAGCAAGCGAAGGAGGCGGCUGCUGCGAAUGAGAAUGUUGAACCUCAGGCGAAUGGCGUAGAGUCCAAGAAGAAGGAGAAAAAGGAUAAGAAGAAGAAGGAGAAGAAGGAGAAGAGCGAGGUGAAGGAUGAGAGCGGGGAUGGGGAUGCUAUGGCUGUUGAUACACCUAUGAACGGGGAGUCGAAGGAGGAUAAGAAGGAGAAGAAAAAGGAGAAGAAGGAUAAAAAGAAGAAGGAGAAGGAAAAGUCUUCAGAGACGGAGGGCGAACCUAUGCUCGUCGAUUCGACCGAAUCGUCCUCCAAGGAAGACAGAAAAGAAAAGAAAAAGCGGAAACGCGAAGCAGAGGCCGACGAACCCGUGUCAAAAGAGAGCAAGAAAGAAAAGAAGAAGCGACGGAAAGAGGGCGAAACGUCCUCUGCCUCUGCUGAGGCCUCUUCUUCCUCCACCCCUGCCGCCGAACCUUCAUCCUCUUCUUCACCAACGAAAUUCGCCCUCUCUGCACCAACGACACCCAAAGCUGCUGAGGAAUUCCUCGCCAAACACUCGAUUACGAUCACCCUCCCUGAGGGAUCUUCGCCCGCUGAUAAAGUCCUCCCCGUUGUAUCGUUUGACCAGCUUUCGAACCUUCCACAGAGGCUGAGGGAGGAGGCAUUCAAGGGUUUCAAGGAACCUUCGCCUAUCCAGGCUUGUACAUGGCCUCCGGCGCUUGAAGGCAAGGAUGUGGUUGGGAUUGCGGAAACCGGGAGCGGAAAGACACUGGCGUUCGGAAUUCCCGCUCUUAACCGCCUCAUCUCCUCUCCCUCAGGUUCGGGUAUCUCAACCCUCAUCGUCGCUCCCACCCGCGAACUCGCCAUCCAGACACACGACAACCUCUCCGCUCUCGCAGCUUCCUUUGGUAUCGCCUCCGUAGCCAUCUUUGGCGGUGUGUCAAAAGACAGCCAAAUCAAGAUGCUUAAAAAGUCUAUUUCUUCCUCGAAAUCUAAGAAGGGUAAAGGAGGAGAGGGGGGUGAUGGGUUGGUGACGAGGAUUGUGGUUGGUACGCCUGGACGGAUUUUGGAUUUGAUGCAGGAUGGGGUGUUAGAUUUGAGUGGGGUUGAUUAUCUUGUGUUGGAUGAGGCGGAUAGGAUGUUGGAUAAGGGCUUUGAGAAUGAUAUUAGGAGGAUUAUUGCUGCUACGAAGAAGAAGGAGGAGAGGCAGACUAUGAUGUUCAGCGCGACGUGGCCAGAGGCUGUAAGAAGACUCGCGAGCACUUUCCAGAGGGAUCCUGUACGGGUUACCGUCGGAAGUGACGACCUGACGGCCAACAGCCGCGUUGAACAGGUUGUGGAAGUCUUUGACGAUGUGAGGUCGAAAGAUCAACGCCUCAACAACCACCUCCGCGCCCUCCUCCCCAAAAACAAAAAGUCCUCCGCAUCUGCCAAUUCCCCACUCGAAAUCUCCCGCAUCCUCGUUUUCGCACUCUACAAAAAAGAAGCCUCGCGCGUCGAAGAGAUGCUCAAGAGACAAGGCUACACCGUCGGAGCCCUGCACGGCGAUAUGUCGCAAAGUGCUCGCAUGGAAGCACUGGAUAACUUCAAGACGGGCAAGACGCAGUUGCUGGUGGCGACGGAUGUGGCGGCGAGAGGGUUGGAUAUUCCGAAUGUGGGAGCUGUGAUUAAUUAUACGUUCCCGUUGACUAUUGAGGAUUAUAUUCAUCGGAUUGGGAGGACUGGUCGUGGUGGCAAGACGGGCAAAUCUAUCACGUUCUUUACGGGUGAAAACCAUGAACGGUCGCUUGCGGGAGAGUUUGCUCGGGUGUUGAGCGAUGGAGGGUUUGAUAAUGAGCAGCUCAAAGCCAAGUUCCCGAUGACCAUUAAAAAGAAGGAGCAUAGUGUUUAUGGGGCGUUCUAUCGGGAUGAUAUUCCUGCGCCUAAAGGACCCACCAAGAUUACUUUCUAAUUGCUGGGCGCUGG